AAAAAUAAUUGGAGAGUUUGGAGAUUUUUUUUUUAUAUAUUUUUAACUGAAAAACUAAAACAAAAAAUAAAAACAAAUUUGACAAAAAAAGAUAAGAAAAAAAUUAAAAAAAUAAUUAAGAAAAAAAAAACUGUGUUUGGUGAUUGAAAAAAAAUUUUAAUUCUCUAUAUACAUUAAUUGGAGAAAUAAAUUAACAUUGUUACAUAAAAAAAAAAAAGAGAAAGAAUAAUAUUUCUAUUUUAAAUUAACCUACUACUACUUACCAAUUUAUUCAUUACCUUAUUUACUACUACUUUGUAUACAAGUUUUGUUCGUUUUUAUUUUAACUGUUGGGUUUUCCAAGACGUUGUUGUUGUUGUUCUGUAAUAAAUAACAAAUCAUCAAAAUGUUUAUCGAAGAUGAUGCCCAGAUGGAGAGUUUUUGGGUGCAAACUGCAAUCGGAGCAAUUAAGGUAUUCGCAUUUGUAUGCGAUAUAAUAACAUUACCUGUAUAUUUGGUAUUACAAAGACCAUGGAAACGGAGACAAGCAUCAAGAAGAAUUAAGGGUUUACGUCUUCGUGAUAAACCAGAUGAAAAUAAAUAUAAGGCAGAUGAUGUAGAGGCAAAAGCUUCCAGUCAAGACGAUACUCAAAUUACAUAUCGUUCAACGGAUCCACCGCGUUCUGUUCAUGUUCAAAUGUUGCAGGCAAACAUUGAUACACUUGAAAAAAUGUUUAAUUAUUGUGUAAAAUUACAUUCAAAUAAACGAUGUUUGGGCACUAGACAAAUUUUAAGUGAAGAAGAUGAACUUCAACCUAAUGGACGUGUAUUCAAAAAAUAUAAAAUGGGUGAAUAUAAAUGGAAAACAUUUAUGGAAACUGGUAAAAUGGCAACAAAUUUUGGUCGUGGAUUACGUGAACUUGGACAAAAACCUGGAAAAAAUGUUGUUAUAUUUGCUGAAACACGCGCUGAAUGGAUGAUUGCUGCACAUGGUUGUUUUAAACAAAAUCUUCCAAUAGUUACUGUUUAUGCAACAUUAGGUGAUGAUGGUGUUGCACAUUGUAUAAAUGAAACUGAAGUAGAUUGUGUUAUUACAACACAUGACUUGUUACCAAAAUUUAAACAUUUAUUGGAUAAAGUAACAAAAGUUAAUACAAUUAUUUAUAUGGAAGAUCAAUUGAAGAAAACUGAUACAACAGGAUUUAAGGAAGGAGUAAAAAUUGUUUCAUUUUCUGAUGUUGUUAAAAAUGGAGCGGAAAGCAAAAUCGAGGGUGUGUCUCCAAAAUCUGAGGACGUUGCAAUCAUUAUGUACACAUCUGGUUCAACUGGUACGCCAAAAGGGGUUUUGUUGUCACAUAAAAAUUGUAUUACUACUGUGAAAGGAUUUUGCGAUAAUGUUCGUAUUGAACCAGACGAUCUUCUGAUUGGAUUCUUGCCACUUGCACAUGUGUUUGAAUUACUUGCUGAAAGUGUUUGUUUACUAACUGGUGUUGCUAUUGGCUACUCAACUCCAUUGACUUUAAUUGAUACCAGCAGUAAAAUUAUGAAAGGAUGCAAAGGUGAUGCUACUCUCUUGAAGCCAACUUGUAUGACAACAGUACCAUUAAUUUUGGACAGAAUUUCAAAAGGAAUUAAUGAUAAAGUAAAUGCGCAAUCGCCAUUUAGUAAAGCUUUAUUCCAAUUUUUAUAUCAAUAUAAAGCAAAAUGGUUAUCACGAGGCUAUACAACACCAGUAAUUGAUAGACUAGUAUUUAAAAAGGUAGCAAAAUUGAUGGGGGGACGUGUUCGUGUGCUUAUGUCUGGCGGUGCUCCAUUAUCUCCAGAUACACAUGAGCAAAUUAAAAUUUGUUUAUGCGUUGAUGUUGUUCAAGGUUAUGGAUUAACGGAAACUACUUCAGCUGCCACUGUAACUGAGGAACAAGAUUUAGGAUUUGGAAGAGUAGGGGCACCAUUGACUAUUGCUGAUAUCAGACUUGUGAAUUGGGAAGAAGGAAAUUACAGGGUUACAAAUAAACCAUAUCCACAGGGUGAAGUUGUUAUUGGUGGGGAUUGUGUUUCGCAAGGUUAUUACAAGCUUCCAGAAAAAACCAAAGAUGAUUUCUUCCAAGAAGAUGGAAGACAAUGGUUUAGAACGGGAGAUAUUGGAGAAAUUCACCCUGACGGAGUACUUAAAAUCAUUGAUCGUAAAAAGGAUUUAGUUAAAUUACAAGCAGGUGAAUAUAUUUCACUUGGUAAAGUUGAAGCUGAGUUAAAAACAUGCCCAGUGGUUGAAAAUAUUUGUGUGUAUGGUGAUUCAACAAAACAAUUUUGUGUCGCUUUAGUUGUACCAAAUCAAAAACAUUUAGAGGAAAUUGCCACAAGAAAUGGUAUAACAUUUACUAAAUUUGAAGAUUUAUGUUCAUUACCUAUUAUGGAGAAAGCAGUUAUCAAAGAGAUUGCCGAACAUGCUAAAAAAUGCAAACUACAUAAAUUUGAAAUCCCGGCUGCUAUUACAUUAUGUAAAGAAGUAUGGUCACCAGAUAUGGGAUUAGUUACAGCUGCAUUUAAAUUGAAACGGAAAGAUAUUCAAGAAAGAUAUCAACAUGAUAUUAAUAGAAUGUACGCUUCAUGAAAAUAACGUUAAUUUAAUAAUUAUUAAAAAAAAUAAUUAAAUAAAGAAACCUGUUAAAUAGGUAUAGAAAAGAAAUAAUAAAAUUUGAACUAAAAACACAAAAAUUUAAAUUAAAAUAAAUUAGAAAAUUAGAAGAAAAUAAAAAAAAAUCACAAAAUUUGAGAGAACUGAUUAUGUUCAAACAUUUUAGUUUGAGCCCGACACAAUAGUACGGAAAAAGUUUUUAGAGUAUAAGCAAAAUUUACUAUCCAAGUUUUUGUUUAUUUUUUUUUUUUUAUUAUUAUGUAAAGAAAUAAUAAAUUAUGUUAUAAUUAUUAAUUAUAAUUAAGGUAAUUAUACAUCAUAUAAUAAGAGAUUGUAAUAAAGAAAAUCACAAAAAAAUAAAAGCAAAAUAUUUUUUAAUUCAUUACAAACGUUUACGUAUGAAGAUAAAAAGUUAAAUUAAUAUUUUUAAGUAUGAUUGCAUUGAUUC
Molecule: messenger RNA, 3062 nt
Organism: Condylostylus longicornis
Lineage: Eukaryota; Metazoa; Arthropoda; Insecta; Diptera; Dolichopodidae
Gene: Acsl
Product: long-chain-fatty-acid--CoA ligase 4
Exons: 12
Coding region: 386-2590 (734 amino acids)
Biological process (GO): neuron differentiation; long-chain fatty-acyl-CoA metabolic process; long-chain fatty acid metabolic process
Cellular component (GO): plasma membrane; lipid droplet; endoplasmic reticulum
Molecular function (GO): palmitoyl-CoA ligase activity
Source: RefSeq, a predicted model, not a curated record